This is a messenger RNA of Episyrphus balteatus (marmalade hoverfly), 3012 nucleotides long. It is a transcript of the gene Kap3, whose product is annotated as kinesin-associated protein 3. The record is from RefSeq and is a predicted model, not a curated record. NCBI's taxonomy places the organism in Eukaryota, Metazoa, Arthropoda, Insecta, Diptera, Syrphidae. Gene Ontology annotation, molecular function: kinesin binding. The coding region runs from base 378 to 2942 and encodes 854 amino acids. The transcript is spliced from 9 exons. Gene Ontology annotation, biological process: microtubule-based movement; cilium organization. Gene Ontology annotation, cellular component: kinesin II complex; axoneme; ciliary transition zone.
AAUCGAACUUGAUUCGACAUCAAAUUCAAGCUCUACAAAAAAAAACACCCAUAUCUUUUACUAUCUUUUCACAAUUAAAUUAAACUUAAAAGAAACACAAAAAAAACAAUACAAAUGAUGUCAUUUAAAUUGAAGUAAGUAGCUGCCCGAAGCAGUCGCAGCACAAAACGUACACAAUAAAUGGAAAUGUGUUUGGGAUUGGCAUCAGUUCAAUUCAAUCUGCGUUUCAGUUCACCCUGGAUUCUAGUUAGCUUAUAGUUAUUGGCUAGUAGUGAUUUAAGUAUUAAUUUAUUGGCAUAGUGCACGGUCAAUAAAUCUUUAAGUGUCAAUCAUUAUAAUCGGUCGUCGUCGUCGUACCUUCCUAUAUUGCAUGUGCUAUGGGAACUUUUGUGGACUGUCAGAAAAUCAUCCGCCUAAAAACUCUCAAUGCAAAAACAGAUCCAGCUGCUUUGGCCAGAGAAGUUGUCGACAGAUGCGAUCUCAUUCACAGAUCCCAAUUGGCUGAUGUUGAACAAAUUAUUUUUUAUUUAAAAAAUCGCAAAAAUAACACAGGAAGUGAUAUAGCAGAUAAUAACAGCCAUCGUUCAACUUCUGCUGUACGUUCUUCAUCAAAAUCAAAUCAACAACCAACACCACCAUCACAACCACAACAACCCGAUGUGUCUAUAAAUCAUAUCGAUGAGUAUGUUGAACUUUUGUAUGAGGAUUUGGGAGAACGAAUACGUGGUUCAGCUAUGAUAUUACAAGUUGCCAGAAAUGCUGACAACCUUGAGGAAUUGGAAAAAAAUGAGGCUGCACUAAGCGCACUUUCGAGAGUCCUUCGCGAGGACUGGCGAAAGAGUCUAGAUCUCUCAACGAAUAUAAUUUAUAUAUUCUUCUGUUUCUCCACAUACACAAAAUUUCAUCCUGUGAUUGUGCAGUACAAGAUUGGUUCCUUAUGCAUGGAUGUCAUUGAUUUUGAACUCCGGCGCUACGAAAAUAUGCGUAACGAAUUGGAUGUUCGAAAGAAUCCCAAUACAAAACUCAGUAAAGAGAAAUUAAAUCGUAGCUCAGAUGAUUUUCUUGAUAUAAUGAAUGAGGAGAAACCCAAAGAGAUGGAACCCCCACGCCGUCGUAUCCCUGAAUUAAAACAACGCCCAAAAUCUGGUAAUUGGAAUAGCUUUCAUGGCUCCAUGUCAUCAUCCCUGAUGAAAAGUCAAAUUUUAAAUAGCAGUUAUCAUGAACACCUAUCCUCUGGAGCAACAUCACCCGAAGCCACAACAAACAGUAAUGAAGCAUUAGCUUCUAAUGAUCCCAAAGUCAAGAAAGAAGAAUAUGAUCGAUUGAAUAAACAAUUGAAAAUAUUCGCCAAAAAACAAGAACAACUCCUUCGAGUUGCUUUCUAUCUUCUACUCAAUAUGGCUGAAAAUGUUAAACUUGAAGAGAAGAUGCGACGUAAAAACAUAGUAAAGAUGCUUGUUAAGGCUCUAGAUCGUCAAAAUAUAGAUCUCUUGAUGUUAGUGACGACAUUCCUUAAGAAAUUGUCAAUAGUUGGUGACAAUAAAGAUGAUAUGAAUGAGUUGAAUAUUGUCGCCAAGUUGCCCAGGCUGAUUCAAAGUGGCAAUGCCGAUCUAAUACAAGUUACCCUUAAGUUAGUUUUCAAUUUGUCCUUUGAUGGUUCGUUACGUCGAAAAAUGGUGCAAGCUGCUUUCCUUCCAAUGUUGGUGAUGUUUUUGAAUGAUGAAAAGCAUCAUGGAAUUGCUGUGAAGAUUCUAUUUCACAUGAGUUUGGAUGAUAAGGUGAAAUCAAUGUUCACCCACACAGAGUGUGUCCAAAUGGCAACCGAUGCUAUUAUUCUUAAUUUAAAUACCAAAGUUGACUUGGACCUCGUUGCACUAUGCAUCAAUCUAUCACUAAACAAACGUAAUGCACAAAUAAUGGUCGAUGGCAAUCGUCUGCACAAUCUAAUGGAUCGAGCUUUUAAAUAUCAAGAUGCUCUCCUAAUGAAACUCAUACGAAAUCUAUCCCAACAUGAAAAUCUCCAACACAUGUUCAUUGAUUAUGUUGGAGAUCUAGCCCGCAUCAUAACAAUGUGUGAUGAUGAGAAUUUCAUUGUAGAAUGUGUUGGAAUUCUGGGUAAUCUAUCGCUAUCCGAUUUAGAUUAUUCACAGAUUUUGCAAAAUUUCGAAUUAAUUCCAUGGAUUCGAAAUAUAUUGGUGCCAGGAGAGAAAUUAGAUGAUAUUGUGCUGGACACAAUUGUAUAUUUGGGUACCUGUGCACGGGAUGAAUCGUGUGCAUUGUUAUUUUGUAGAGCGAAAGUUGUACUUUCGCUGAUUGAAUUGCUUAAGGCGAAGCAGGAAGAUGAUGAAAUUGUUUUGCAGAUAAUCUUUGUAUUUCAAAGAAUAUUGAGGCAUGAAAGUACUAGAGAGUAUAUGAUUAAGGAGACGGAAUCACCAGCUUAUCUGAUUGAUUUAAUGCAUGAUAAGAAUUCAGAAAUAAGGAAGGUGUGUGAUUAUUGUUUGGAUAUUAUUGCCAUUUCUGAUUCGGAAUGGGCUUCACGAAUUAAGUUGGAGAAGUUCCGCAAUCACAAUUCCCAAUGGUUAAGUAUGGUUGAACAACAACAAGACCAUGAAGAUAACCAAGACUAUGUCAAUAAUGAAGACGAUGAAGGUGAACUACCACCUUAUUUGACAUCAGAUUAUUUGGAUCGUUGCGAUUUAUACCAGUCUGUAGAUGAUAACGAUAGUAAUAAUGACAACAACCCAGGUAGUCCAGCUAUGUCAACUUAUAGUCGUCCUGUCAGCAGUUACAGACGGAGUACAGACCUAGAAGACCUUUACAACAUGACAUCGAGUUCAAAGUCACAAUCAUCCAGUCAAGGAGACAACAACAACUACAUGUUUAAAUCUAACAAAUCAUUAGAUUCCGAACCAGGCUUACAUGAAGAGUUACUAGUUGCCUAGGAGGGAAUCAAUUAAAAUUGCGCCUGUCGCUUAACCUCCGAGAUAUAUAUUUUUUUUUUAAACGAACAAA